This is a messenger RNA of Glycine soja, 986 nucleotides long. Its product is annotated as HMG-Y-related protein A-like. Gene Ontology annotation, biological process: regulation of DNA-templated transcription; negative regulation of DNA recombination; nucleosome assembly. Lineage: Eukaryota; Viridiplantae; Streptophyta; Magnoliopsida; Fabales; Fabaceae. The transcript has 2 exons. Gene Ontology annotation, molecular function: nucleosomal DNA binding; double-stranded DNA binding. Gene Ontology annotation, cellular component: nucleus; nucleolus; nucleosome. The record is from RefSeq and is a predicted model, not a curated record. The coding region runs from base 109 to 666 and encodes 185 amino acids.
CAAGACACUCCCGUGUGUAUGAAAAGAAGAAGAAGAAACUUUGUAAGCUCAAUUUGUUUCCAAGGUUGCUCUGGGAAUCCGAGGUUCUAAACUCUGCAACUAACUUUAAUGGCAACUGGGCAAGUCAUUAAUAAACCUCCUCCUUCACUGCCUCCGUACCCUGAGAUGAUUCUGGAGGCAAUUGAAGCACUGAAUGAAGAGAAUGGUUCGAAUAAAUCAUCAAUUUCGAAGUACAUCGAAUCCACCUAUGGUGGAUUGCCUCAGGCCCACAAGGUUUUGCUCAAUGUGCACCUCGCGAAAAUGAGGGAAAGUGGAGUGCUAGUGUUUUGGAAGAACAACUACACCAAGCGUGACCCAAAUGCGCCGCCACGGCGGGGCCGUGGCAGGCCACCCAAGCCCAAGGAGCCUCUGCCACCGGGCACUGUCUUAUCACCGCCCAGGCCCAGGGGCCGUCCUUCGAAGGACCCAAAUGACCUGCAGAAGCCUCUUAAGGCUUCGGUGGUGGGUAGUGGUAGGCCUCGAGGCCGGCCCAGAAAAAUGGCCUGGCCCACUGGAGGCCUUGGCAAAGUAUCACCGGCCUCUAAGGCGAAGCCUGUCACUAGUAGUGGGAGGCCCAGAGGUAGGCCUCCCAAAGUGAAGCCCGUGUUCACUGAAAUUAGUGUUUGACUAUAAAGGCUUAUAGGGCUUGCAUGGAAUAGGGAAGUGUUGUUUCUACAAAAAGUUGGACUGAGUAACGGUUGUGUGUGUUUACUAGAUUCUUCUCUUAUGUGUUACACUUAGCUGAAAUGCUGAAUUGUUGUGUACAAUCGUGUGGUGUAGUGUAGUGUAGUUAGUUGCUGAGGCUUUGUUCGUUUGUAAAUUGUAACUGUGAAAAUAGGACAAUGGGUGGAGCUAAUGGACGCAAUCUCUCAAAUUCUUGAUGUGAAGAGUCUGUGUGUUAUGCACCAAAUUGAUUGGAGGCAAAAUCUUUAAUACUGUUGCUUGCA